Molecule: messenger RNA, 378 nt
Organism: Candidozyma auris
Lineage: Eukaryota; Fungi; Ascomycota; Pichiomycetes; Serinales; Metschnikowiaceae
Gene: HFL2
Product: negative cofactor 2 transcription regulator complex subunit BUR6
Exons: 1
Coding region: 1-378 (125 amino acids)
Biological process (GO): positive regulation of transcription by RNA polymerase II; transcription by RNA polymerase II; negative regulation of transcription by RNA polymerase II
Cellular component (GO): negative cofactor 2 complex; nucleus
Molecular function (GO): transcription coactivator activity; core promoter sequence-specific DNA binding; RNA polymerase II general transcription initiation factor activity
Source: RefSeq, a predicted model, not a curated record
AUGGCCGACAUAAGCUCGUUGAUUAAUCCUCCAGACGAGAAGGAGGAGCAGGCGCCCGUGACCACGCCCCAGGAGGAGAAGGUAUCUGAAGACACCAUUCUCGCUUCUUUCGAUAAAAUCAAAACCCAUUUUCCAGCUGCCAGGAUCAAGAAGAUUAUGCAGUCUGACGAAGAGAUUGGCAAGGUUGCUCAGGCGACGCCCAUUGUUGUGGGACGGGCGUUGGAGAUUUUCAUGGCCAAUCUAGUGGAGGCGGCGAUUAAGGAGGCCAAAGCUGCCGGUGUAAGGAGAAUCGCCGCUUCUCAUGUUCGUGCUGCUGUUGAGAACACUGAGCAGUUUGACUUUUUGGUGGAUGCAGUGCUGAAGUACCAGUCCAAGUGA